UGUGUAGAUGGUUCCCACGACUGCGGACGUAACCCUUGUAGAAAUGGGGGCACGUGUUUCAGGGAAUGCGACCAGUGUUCUCAGCGCUGCGUCUGCCCUGCUGAAUUCACGGGGACACAGUGUGAAGUCGCAAAAUGCUUUGAUGAGACUCUCUUUGAAUAUUUUGAAAUUGGAGACAGCUGGGCCAGAAUCUACCAAGGCUCAGUUCAAGCAUGCACCUGUCUUAACGGCACAACCGACUGCCAUCCGGAAAUGUAUACAGGCUGUCCCUCCAACCCCUGCCUGCCCCGGGGCAGCCGCUCUUGCAGGAGGACCCUCUUCUCCGACAGGACCGUCUGCGUGUGCAACCACCUUUUCAGAGGGAGACAUUGCAACAUGGCUCCAAGUCAAAGUUGUUAUUUGGGCAAUGCGACCAAUUACCUGGGCCUGGCCAAGAAGACCAUUUCUGGAGAGGAAUGUCUUCCGUGGACUUCCGACCUCUUCUCCUACGACGACCCUCAAACAAACACGGUGCAGCUGGGAUUGGGCUCACAUUCCUACUGCCGAAGCCCAGAUGAGGACGAGCAGCCCUGGUGCUAUUUCAUUAAGGACGGCAGACUGUCCUGGGAAUACUGCAAUGUGUCAACAUGCCGAAAAAGGAGCCAGCAUUGUCCGAAGACUUUUCCGUGGUCAUGUGGCCAGCAUGGCUACACGUCAAAGGGGCAAGGAACGCGAUUAUCUUCCCACCAAAGUGGAAGCGGGCGCAGGCAGCCGCCACCGCCACCGCCAACCUUUUUUCCAGAAGUCGUGGAUGAGUUUGCCGUGGUCAAGAAGUCAUGUGGGAGGAGGCACAAGAAGCAGAAGUUUGUAAGACCCAGGAUUGUGGGGGGAUCUUCUGCCUUGCCAGGAUCCUACCCAUGGCUGGCCAGCAUCAACGUGGGCAGGAAUUUCUGUGCCGGAAGCCUUAUUCGCUCUUGCUGGCUGGUCACAUCGGCCCACUGUUUUGCUCACAGCCCGCUGACCUCAACCAUCCAUGUGGUUCUGGGGCAACAUUUUUUUAACAAAACGACAGACGUCACUCAAGAGUUUAAGGUAGAGAAGUACAUCCUGCAUCCUGACUACUCCGUCUUCAACCCGACCGAAAACGAUAUCGUUUUAAUUAAACUCAAGAAAGUCAGACAACGCUGUGCGGUGAGAUCCCGGUUUGUUCAACCCAUUUGCCUGCCAGAAGCUUCCAUGUCCUUUCCAGACCAUUACAAAUGCUACGUUGUCGGAUGGGGAUACUUGCACGAAAAUUCAUCCCGAUAUUCCAAUGUGGUGCAAGAAGCAUUAGUUCCGAUUAUCCCGGAUUACAAGUGUCAAAACGCGGACGUUUAUGGAGCUGAAAUCAGUGACAAUAUGUUCUGCGCUGGGUACCUUGACGGCAGGACAGACGCGUGCCAGGGAGAUUCGGGGGGGCCCCUGGCCUGCGAAAGGGAUGGAGCCUUUUACCUCUACGGAAUCGUCAGCUGGGGUGACGGCUGUGGCAAGGCCAUGAAGCCGGGAGUUUACACCAAGGUGACCAACUACAUCAAUUGGAUCAACCAGGAGAUACAACGCCCGCCCAAAGGAUAAGAAUGGCUUCGUAGAGCGACCGAUCCCCUUCGCCUGAUACCCACAGGAAUAACUUCCCUAGUCGUUCUUCUUGACAAUACCAAAGGCUCUUCAUACCAAACGUUGUUGGUGCUGGCAGAACUAGGGGAAAAAAGCGGACUCCAAAAUCCAAGAUGUCCUUCAAGGAAGUCAAGAUUUUCACGUUUCUGUGCUGUGGGACGGACUUGCUGUUCUUCCCUUGGGAUUUCUGCCCGAUUUCCAAUGAACCGCGUGGGAGAGGGCAGAGGGGUGGGUCCGAAUAACAAGAGUUGGAAGGGACCUUGGAGGUCUUCUAGUCCAACCCCCUGCUCAGGCAGGAAACCACUUCAGACAAAUGGUUGUCCAAUCUCUUCUUCAAAACUUCCAGUGUUGGAGUGUUCACAACUUCUGGAGGCAAGUUGUUCCACUGGUUAAUUGUUCUAACUCUCAGGAAAUUCCUCCUUAGUUCUAAGUUGCUUCUCUCCUUGAUGAGUUUCCACCCAUUGCUUCUUGUUCUACCCUCAGGUGCUUUGGAGAAUAGUUUGACUCCCUCUUCUUUGUGGCAACCCCUGAGAUAUUGGAACACUGCUAUCAUGUCACCCCUAGUCCUUCUUUUCAUUAAACUAGGCAUACCCAAUUCAUAAAACACAAAAUUACAGAGUUGGAAGGGACCU
This is a messenger RNA of Ahaetulla prasina, 2264 nucleotides long. It is a transcript of the gene HGFAC, whose product is annotated as HGF activator. The transcript has 11 exons. Gene Ontology annotation, cellular component: rough endoplasmic reticulum; extracellular region. The record is from RefSeq and is a predicted model, not a curated record. The annotation marks the transcript as partial. Gene Ontology annotation, molecular function: serine-type endopeptidase activity. Gene Ontology annotation, biological process: blood coagulation; zymogen activation. Lineage: Eukaryota; Metazoa; Chordata; Lepidosauria; Squamata; Colubridae.